GAGAACGACGAUCAGCACUGGGCGAUUUAGAAGGAAACAGGAAGUUGCUGUAAAGGAAUGAUGAAAUUUGAGAGAAGCAGGAAGUAUACAAGUUAGAGACUGGAGCGAGAAGUAGUUAGAAGUUUAUAGAUAUAACAACAAACGUUCAGAAACACUUAGAUUGAAUUGAGCUUAAAACAUUGUUCUUCAAGUUUCGACUUAGAGUGUGAAAACUAUAUUCAACAGGCUGAGUGCACUAUCGAAGAAGGGAAGGAGUGAGGGACAGAGUCACAGAUUCGAGCUAUAGCGAUGGAGCGCCGAGCGGAGGAAGGGGGGGUGCAGCAAGACCGGGUUAAGAGUCUUCAAAGUGAGGUGGAGGGUGUGAAGAACAUCAUGACCCAGAAUGUUGACCGCAUUCUUGCUCGCGGUGAGAAGUUGGACGAUCUUAUGAACAAAACAGAGGACCUGCAAGCCAGUUCUGAACACUUCAAAACAACCUCGCAGAAGGUGGCUCGCAAGUACUGGUGGAAGAACGUUAAGAUGAUCAUCCUGAUCUGUGUUAUUGUCGGAAUCAUUGUCCUACUCAUCAUCCUUUUUGCCACUGGAGUCAUUCCCACCUAGAUAUGGACAGCUGAUUGUCAAACCACACCCCCAGGCAACUUGCAAUGUACUGUGCUGUACUAAGAUUCUUGGUGUCAUGGAAGGAGCCCCCCUCCCCAUUCUGAUUUCUGUCUCUUUUUCUUUUUCAUAGGCAGUGUAAGUGGGGGUUUUAGUGAGGAGCUCAAUCUGUUUAGGGUACAUUUUUAUCUCCUGGGUAACAAAGGCCUGAAUAACCUGGAAUGCUGACCAAGACUACUGUUUUUUUUUUCCUUUCAUUUUUAUAAUUAAGUUUGACAGCGGUGGGCACACAAACUUGGGAUGAUAGGCUUGGAUAGUCCUCCCCUUUUCAGAAAAAAAUGUCUUAAAAUAAACUUCCUUUUUUUCCUGAAAAGUAUACAUUUCCAGUAGGGAGUCCAUUUUAAGUUUGUUUAGCUAAAUUCUUUACCAGGAGACCAUCUGCAUAUAGCAUUAACUUUGCAGAUUAAAAUGGGUAGAUUAGGGCACCAUUUCCUUAAAUUUAAUUUAUCAGCAUCUCUGGCCAUUGCAUUUCUGUAUACAUAAGGAAACUUUCAUUUGGUUAGGAAUUCUAAGAAAGUUAAGAAGUUUUGAGGUUUUUCUUCUCUGAUCUUACAUGUGUUUUUUUUAUAGCCACUUUAAUGUUUUUCAUUUUCCACCAGUCAAGAAUAUCUGGUCUUACAUCUCAACUGUAUGGUUUCCUUUUAGACUGUUAGGGGGGCUUAAUUCCCUUUCUUGCUGUUAGCCGGCAGUGGUAGGAGUUAAUAAUCAUCAGUUUAGAUUCUCCAGUCGUUAUGAAGGCACUGUGGCAAAUUUGCAUUUGGCUACAUUUUUACUUUGUGCCAUCUACACGUGAUAUUAUUUUAUUGUGCAUACGGUGCAUUUCAUAAGAGUGCAGAUUAAUUGAAAGGCAUUUGUACUUGUAGACCCCCUUGGAGUCCAUCCUGUUGGUCCUGUUUUACAUGUCAUUUGAGCCCUGUAAUUAAUUUAGGGAGAUUUGGUAACCUAUGGUAUUACUUAAGAAUACACAGUUAGAUUCCCAUCCACGCUGUCAUUGUUGCUGAUAAUAUAAACCCCAUAGUGGGGCUGCUGCUUCCUAUUAUUUCUUCCACCUUGGUUAUUAUCUUGUAGUCACAUGAUCAGAUGUAUGUUACCUGAACAAGAAACCCCUAAGGAGAAUCCUGCCUUCCAUGUAUGGUCUGUGGUAUCCUGCUAUAUUUUAUGCUUUCUUAUGUAUGUGUGCAAAGUGUAUUGCAUUCUUAGUAAACAUUUUUAAAAAUCUUGGAAACAAAAAUAACUGUAACAGGAUAAGGUGGAAUGUUGUUCAAGUGCUAUAGGGUGUGUUUUCUUGGGCCAAGUUAAUGGCUGAAACAAGAUACAUCUACUGCAUGGGGGCAGGUUCAAAACAGUAAACACCUUUGCAUUACCUGCGAAGAGAAAUUUAUUGGGUAUUUGUCAGGGUUUCUUAAUAUGGUUCAUAGGUUCAUAGAUUAGUACUAAGCUAUCUGCCCUUGCGAGCCAUUUUAAGCUUAGUCAAUUACCCCAUUGUGAGACUCUAACCUUACACCUUGUGUUUGUAAGGUGAACACCUUAACCAUUAUUAGGCCACCCUCCCAGUGGCUGGUAGCAAAUAGAUAAUCGAACUGCAGAGACGUAGCCACUCCACUACAUUUGUGCUUUGAGUGACAUUUGAAUGAUUCUGUUGUCCACAGAAAAUGAAAACUGUUAUGGUGUCAGAAGAGUGAGCUUAAGUAUACAUUUCUUUGUUGUGCAUCUAGACGCCAUCCCAGACAGCACAGAAUGUAUAUGCAGUGAAAAAAUCCUGACACUUCAGAAAGUGGAAUUCAGCUGAGGGGACAGGCACGUGUUUCACUUCAUGCCUUUAAGAACUUACUUCGGUUUCCACCUCCAUUUCUUUUUCUUGUUGUUGUUCAGCACCCCACUUUCCCCACAACACCAGCUUAUAGCAGUGUGCCAACUCCUAAUAACUUUUCUGGCAAGGAGAUGGAAGAUAGUCCAUUCCUUGCUGUUUUCUGUUAUAUUCAUGUUUCUCAUUUAAGAAAAUCAUUUAGAUAUUGUCAUCUGUUCUUGUUAAGAAACUAUUUAUAUGAAGUGUUGGGCAGUAAAAUGACUCUUUCUGAAGUAUACAGCUAUUUUCAUAAUUUUUUCUGUGUAUAGUAUAUUGUUUGCUUUAUGAAUGUGCAACAUUUCAGUUCCCACUAACUACACUGAAGGGGAAUUUGUGUGUUGUAUACUGUUGCAUUUGUUCAUGAAUGUAGCAUCAUGGAAAUGAAUAGCCAGCUGUAAAAGAUGGUGACACUCCUCCUGUACUCCAAUGUGCCUUAAAACUAUGUAAUAAAAUUAAUAAAUGAGCAACUGAGAACAA
Messenger RNA from Protopterus annectens (West African lungfish), 2980 nucleotides. RefSeq names its product vesicle associated membrane protein 8 (gene VAMP8). Gene Ontology annotation, cellular component: SNARE complex; plasma membrane. The transcript has 3 exons. NCBI's taxonomy places the organism in Eukaryota, Metazoa, Chordata, Ceratodontiformes, Protopteridae. The record is from RefSeq and is a predicted model, not a curated record. Gene Ontology annotation, biological process: SNARE complex assembly; vesicle-mediated transport; vesicle fusion. Gene Ontology annotation, molecular function: SNAP receptor activity; syntaxin binding. Bases 289 to 600 code for a protein of 103 amino acids.